This is a messenger RNA of Phytophthora nicotianae INRA-310, 844 nucleotides long. RefSeq lists its product as hypothetical. The record is from RefSeq and is a predicted model, not a curated record. The coding region runs from base 179 to 547 and encodes 122 amino acids. The transcript has a single exon. NCBI's taxonomy places the organism in Eukaryota, Oomycota, Peronosporomycetes, Peronosporales, Peronosporaceae.
UUCCGCAUGUUCUUCGUUUGCACCCAAUUCCGUGUAAAACGCGCCGAACUUGGGCAGGAACACGUCGCUGAACGUCGUUAUCUUGGCAUUCAAUUCCACACGCGAGCGCGGUAUCUGAUCAUCGUCUCCGAACAAGAUCGUGCGUGCCGAUCCACGCUGGUUGUACGCGCACAGUAGCAUGUCAAGAUCCUCCAGUUUCGAGUUUAGACAUUUCCUUACUCGAUCUCUAAAGGUAUUUCCUCCUUCUUCGGUGAAUGCAGACGACGUUAAGUCCAGCGUGAUGACGUACUUCUGUGCUCGCUUUACAUGUGCCGACCUGCUGGUGGUUGGUAUGGACUUGCCGUACUUCUCCCCUACGAUGCCCAAUUGCUGGUACGUCUCUACGUCCACCAACAGCAGCAACUGGCCCGACGGCAGCAGCAUCGCCGACUGUGACGCAUCCACCGGAGCGUUCUUGGCUACCAUGAACACGGCGCCACCGUCCGUCAGAUACUCGCGGAUGAAGGUCGGCGAUAGAAACAUGUCGACUGGCGCCUUAAUUUCGUAGUAGAAACCCGUUUCCCAUUGGAGCGACUGCGCGGCAGCUUUCCCAGCUUUGGACGGGAGAUAAACUUCGAGUUGCUGGUUGACGGCGUGGCCAUUGAUAACGCUCUCGUGGCGAGACGCGGCAUGUGUGAAGUGCGAGUGCCACACAAGCAGACGAGAGGAGGGGUAUGCAGUAUCCGAGCUACUCUGAAGCAGCGCGCCGGGGCCCUGGAGCCGAGCGCGGCGCUGCCGGCGAGGCUUCUUGCCUCCACUCACCAUGUUUAGAAAUGGCUACAUUACGUCGGAUGUGAAUCAAUGU